Molecule: messenger RNA, 8289 nt
Organism: Myotis lucifugus (little brown bat)
Lineage: Eukaryota; Metazoa; Chordata; Mammalia; Chiroptera; Vespertilionidae
Gene: TENM1
Product: teneurin transmembrane protein 1
Exons: 32
Coding region: 61-8259 (2732 amino acids)
Biological process (GO): neuron development; signal transduction; heterophilic cell-cell adhesion
Cellular component (GO): neuron projection; membrane
Molecular function (GO): protein heterodimerization activity; protein homodimerization activity; cell adhesion molecule binding
Source: RefSeq, a predicted model, not a curated record
UGCUCACAUUAAAGGAGUUCCUCUUCCCUUUUUUAUGAAACUGAGCUUGCUUAAUCAGAGAUGGAGCAAACAGACUGCAAACCCUACCAGCCUCUGUCUAAAGUCAAGCAUGAAAUGGAUCUAGCUUAUACCAGUUCUUCUGAUGAGAGUGAAGAUGGAAGAAAACCAAGACAGUCAUACAACUCCAGAGAAACUCUGCAUGAGUAUAACCAAGAACUGAGGAUGAAUUACAAUAGCCAGAAUAGAAAGAGGAAAGAAGUAGAGAAAUCUACUCAAGAGAUGGAAUUCUGUGAAACUCCUCGCACUCUCUGCUCUGGCUACCAGACCGACAUGCACAGUGUCUCUCAGCAUGGCUACCAGCUUGAGAUGGGAUCUGAUGUGGACACAGAGACAGAAGGCGCUGCCUCACCUGACCAUGCACUGAGGAUGUGGAUAAGGGGGAUGAAAUCAGAGCACAGUUCCUGUUUGUCCAGCCGGGCCAACUCUGCAUUGUCCUUGACUGACACUGACCAUGAAAGGAAGUCUGAUGGGGACAAUGGUUUCAAAUUCUCCCCUGUUUGUUGUGACAUGGAGGCUCAAACUGGAUCUACCCAAGACAUGCAGAGCAGCCCACACAACCAGUUCACCUUCAGACCCCUCCCGCCGCCACCGCCACCUCCUCAUGCCUGCACCUGUGCCAGGAAGCCGCCCCCUACAGCGGACUCUCUUCAGAGGAGGUCCAUGACUACCCGCAGCCAGCCCAGCCCAGCUGCUCCAGCUCCUCCAACCAGUACACAGGAUUCGGUUCAUCUGCAUAACACCUGGGUCUUGAACAGCAACAUACCAUUGGAGACCAGACAUUUCCUGUUUAAACAUGGAUCUGGUUCCUCCGCUAUCUUCAGUGCAACCAGUCAGAACUACCCUCUGACGUCCAAUACUGUGUACUCGCCGCCUCCGAGGCCACUUCCUAGAAGCACCUUCUCCAGACCUGCCUUUACCUUUAACAAACCUUAUAGGUGCUGCAAUUGGAAGUGUACAGCCUUGAGUGCCACUGCAAUCACCGUGACUUUGGCCUUGUUACUGGCCUAUGUGAUUGCAGUACAUUUGUUCGGCCUGACUUGGCAGUUGCAACCAGUUGAAGGACAGCUCUAUGAAAAUGGAGUUAGCAAAGGGAACAGAGGGACCGAAUCCAUGGAUACUACUUACUCUCCAAUUGGAGGAAAAGUUUCCGAUAAAUCAGAGAAAAAAGUAUUUCAGAAGGGCCGAGCAAUAGACACUGGAGAAGUUGACAUUGGUGCACAGGUCAUGCAGACCAUUCCUCCUGGCUUAUUCUGGCGUUUCCAGAUUACUAUCCACCAUCCAAUAUAUCUGAAAUUCAAUAUUUCUUUAGCCAAGGACUCUCUGCUGGGAAUUUAUGGCAGAAGAAACAUUCCACCUACACAUACCCAGUUUGAUUUCGUAAAGCUAAUGGAUGGAAAGCAACUGGUGAAGCAAGACUCCAAGGGCUCUGACGAUAGCCAGCAUUCCCCUCGGAACCUGAUCUUAACCUCACUGCAGGAGACAGGCUUCAUAGAGUACAUGGACCAAGGGCCUUGGUAUCUGGCAUUUUACAAUGAUGGCAAAAAGAUGGAACAAGUAUUUGUGUUAACUACAGCAAUUGAAAUAAUGGAUGACUGUUCGACUAAUUGCAAUGGAAAUGGAGAGUGUAUCUCUGGCCAUUGCCAUUGUUUCCCAGGAUUCCUUGGGCCUGACUGUGCUAGAGAUUCGUGCCCUGUGCUAUGUGGUGGGAAUGGAGAAUACGAGAAAGGACACUGUGUCUGCCGAAAUGGCUGGAAGGGGCCAGAGUGCGAUGUUCCAGAAGAACAAUGCAUUGACCCAACGUGCUUUGGUCAUGGCACCUGCAUCAUGGGAGUCUGCAUCUGUGUGCCAGGAUACAAAGGAGAAAUAUGCGAGGAAGAGGACUGCUUAGACCCAAUGUGUUCCAGCCAUGGCAUCUGUGUGAAAGGAGAAUGUCACUGUUCUACUGGUUGGGGUGGAAUCAGUUGUGAAACUCCACUUCCUAUAUGUCAAGAGCAGUGCUCAGGACAUGGCACUUUUAUUCUGGACACUGGAAUGUGCAGCUGUGACCCCAAGUGGACAGGAUCGGACUGCUCAACAGAGCUCUGUACCAUGGAAUGUGGUAGCCAUGGAGUCUGCUCAAGGGGAAUUUGUCAAUGCGAAGAAGGCUGGGUAGGACCAACAUGUGAAGAACGUUCCUGUCAUUCUCACUGUGCUGAGCAUGGCCAAUGUAAAGAUGGAAAAUGUGAGUGUAGCCCUGGAUGGGAGGGCGACCACUGCACAAUUGCUCACUACUUAGAUGCUGUUCGAGAUGGCUGCCCGGGGCUCUGCUUUGGAAAUGGGCGAUGUACCCUGGAUCAAAAUGGUUGGCACUGUGUGUGUCAGGUGGGUUGGAGUGGGACAGGCUGCAAUGUUGUCAUGGAAAUGCUUUGUGGAGAUAACUUGGACAAUGAUGGAGAUGGUUUGACCGACUGUGUGGACCCUGAUUGUUGUCAACAAAGCAACUGUUACAUAAGUCCUCUCUGUCAGGGCUCACCAGACCCUCUUGACCUCAUUCAGCAAAGCCAACCCCUAUUCUCUCAGCAUACUUCAAGACUCUUCUAUGAUCGAAUCAAAUUCCUCAUUGGCAAGGACAGUACUCAUGUCAUUCCUCCAGAGAUUUCAUUCGACAGCAGGCGUGCUUGUGUGAUUCGAGGCCAAGUGGUGGCGGUAGAUGGAACCCCUCUAGUAGGCGUGAAUGUUAGUUUCUUGCACCACAGUGAUUAUGGGUUUACCAUCAGCCGGCAAGAUGGAAGCUUUGACCUCGUUGCCAUCGGUGGUAUCUCUGUCACCUUAAUCUUUGAUCGCUCACCUUUCCUGUCUGAGAAGAGGACACUCUGGUUGCCUUGGAAUCAGUUUAUUGUGGUGGACAAAGUAACCAUGCGGAGAGUUGUAUCAGACCCACCAUCCUGCGAUAUCUCCAACUUUGUCAGCCCAAACCCUAUUGUGCUUCCUUCACCGCUCACAUCAUUUGGAGGGUCUUGUCCAGAGAGGGGAACUAUUGUUCCUGAGCUGCAGGUUGUACAGGAGGAGAUCCCCAUUCCUUCCAGCUUUGUGAGGCUCAGUUACCUGAGCAGCCGCACCCCCGGGUAUAAAACACUGCUACGGAUCCUUCUAACACAUUCAACCAUUCCCAUGGGUAUGGUUAAAGUACACCUCACAGUAGCUGUGGAGGGGCGACUCACCCACAAGUGGUUUCCUGCUGCAGCUAAUCUCGUCUACACAUUUGCUUGGAACAAGACAGACAUCUAUGGACAGAAGGUUUGGGGCCUGGCAGAGGCCUUGGUAUCUGUGGGAUAUGAAUAUGAAACCUGCCCUGACUUUAUUCUCUGGGAGAAAAGGACAGUCAUCUUACAAGGUUUUGAGAUGGAUGCUUCUAACCUAGGAGGCUGGUCAUUAAAUAAGCAUCAUAUUUUCAAUCCUCAAAGUGGAAUCAUACAUAAAGGGAACGGAGAAAAUAUGUUUAUUUCCCAGCAGCCCCCAGUCAUAUCAACUAUAAUGGGUAAUGGACACCAACGGAGUGUAGCCUGCACCAACUGCAAUGGCCCAGCCCAUAACAACAAACUCUUUGCUCCUGUUGCCUUAGCUUCUGGCCCUGAUGGUAGUGUGUAUGUUGGCGACUUCAAUUUUGUAAGGCGAAUAUUUCCCUCAGGAAACUCUGUUGGUAUUUUGGAAUUAAGAAACAGAGACACCAGACAUAGCACAAGUCCUGCUCACAAAUACUAUCUGGCUAUGGACCCUAUGUCUGAAUCACUUUAUCUAUCAGACACCAAUACUCGAAAAGUCUACAAGUUGAAAUCUCUUGUGGAAACAAAAGAUCUGACUAAGAAUUUUGAAGUGGUGGCAGGAACAGGUGAUCAGUGCCUUCCGUUUGACCAGAGUCAUUGUGGAGAUGGUGGGAGAGCAUCGGAAGCUUCACUGAACAGCCCUCGAGGCAUCACAGUUGAUAGGCAUGGAUUCAUUUACUUUGUGGAUGGGACUAUGAUUCGGAAAAUUGAUGAAAAUGCUGUGAUCUCCACUGUAAUCGGCUCAAAUGGUCUGACUUCCACACAGCCACUGAGCUGUGACUCAGGAAUGGACAUCACUCAGGUGCGGUUAGAGUGGCCAACAGACCUUGCAGUCAAUCCCAUGGACAAUUCAUUGUAUGUCUUAGAUAACAAUAUUGUGCUGCAAAUUUCUGAGAACAGGCGCGUGCGGAUCAUUGCAGGGCGCCCCAUUCACUGCCAGGUGCCAGGUAUCGAUCAUUUCUUGGUCAGCAAGGUGGCAAUUCACUCCACUCUGGAGUCAGCGAGGGCCAUCAGUGUCUCCCACAGCGGCCUGCUCUUCAUAGCUGAAACAGAUGAGAGGAAAGUAAACCGCAUUCAGCAAGUUACCACCAAUGGGGAGAUCUCCAUCAUGGCCGGUGCCCCCACUGACUGUGAUUGCAAAAUUGAUCCCAACUGUGACUGUUUUUCAGGUGAUGGUGGCUAUGCCAAAGAUGCAAAGAUGAAAGCCCCUUCCUCUUUAGCAGUGUCACCUGAUGGCACCCUCUAUGUGGCUGACCUUGGGAACGUUCGAAUUCGAACCAUUAGUAGGAACCAAGCCCACCUGAAUGACAUGAACCUUUAUGAGAUUGCUUCACCUGCUGAUCAGGAACUCUACCAGUUCACCGUCAAUGGAACCCACCUGCACACCUUGAACUUGAUAACAAGGGACUAUGUGUAUAAUUUCACCUACAAUGCUGAAGGUGACUUGGGCGCCAUUACCAGUAGCAAUGGCAACUCUGUGCAUAUUCGCAGGGAUGCAGGCGGAAUGCCCCUUUGGCUUGUAGUGCCUGGCGGGCAGGUGUACUGGCUGACCAUAAGCAGCAAUGGAGUUCUGAAAAGAGUAUCAGCCCAAGGCUAUAACCUGGCCUUGAUGACCUAUCCAGGAAACACUGGGCUUCUGGCUACCAAAAGUAAUGAAAAUGGAUGGACAACCGUUUAUGAGUAUGACCUCGAGGGACAUCUGACCAAUGCCACAUUUCCCACUGGAGAAGUCAGCAGCUUCCACAGUGACCUGGAGAAGCUGACAAAAGUGGAGCUGGAUACUUCCAACCAUGAAAAUGUCCUCAUGUCAACCAACUUGACAGCAACUACUACCAUCUAUAUUUUAAAACAAGAAAAUACCCAAAGUACAUAUCGGGUGAAUCCAGAUGGCUCCCUACGUGUCACCUUUGCCAGUGGGAUGGAGAUCAGCCUCAGCUCAGAGCCUCACAUCCUGGCCGGGGCAGUCAACCCCACCCUGGGCAAAUGCAACAUCUCACUGCCCGGAGAGCACAACGCAAACCUCAUCGAGUGGCGGCAGCGGAAGGAGCAAAACAAAGGCAAUGUUUCAGCUUUUGAAAGGAGACUGAGGGCCCAUAACAGAAACCUGCUGUCCAUAGAUUUUGAUCAUAUAACACGCACAGGAAAGAUCUAUGAUGACCAUCGGAAAUUCACCCUUCGAAUUCUUUAUGACCAAACUGGACGACCUGUUCUGUGGUCUCCUGUAAGCAGAUAUAAUGAAGUGAACAUCACGUAUUCACCUUCAGGACUGGUGACGUUUAUUCAAAGGGGGAUGUGGAAUGAAAAAAUGGAAUAUGACCAGAGUGGAAAAAUAAUUUCAAGAACUUGGGCUGAUGGGAAAAUUUGGAGCUAUACCUACUUAGAAAAGUCCGUGAUGCUUCUCUUACACAGCCAGCGGCGUUACAUCUUUGAGUAUGACCAAUCGGAUUGUCUGCUCUCGGUCACCAUGCCUAGUAUGGUGCGCCACAGCUUACAAACCAUGCUUUCAGUGAGCUACUACCGGAAUAUCUACACCCCACCGGACAGUAGCACUUCUUUUAUCCAAGACUAUAGUCGAGAUGGCCGACUGCUACAGACCCUGCAUGUGGGGACAGGGCGAAGAGUUUUGUACAAGUACACCAAGCAAGCAAGGCUGUCUGAGAUUCUCUAUGAUACCACUCAGGUCACAUUAACAUAUGAAGAGUCUUCUGGAGUGAUUAAGACAAUACACCUGAUGCACGAUGGCUUCAUUUGCACAAUCAGAUACAGGCAAACAGGACCUCUUAUUGGACGCCAGAUUUUCCGAUUCAGUGAAGAAGGUCUUGUGAAUGCUCGGUUUGACUACAGCUACAACAACUUCCGCGUCACCAGCAUGCAAGCUGUGAUAAAUGAAACCCCUUUGCCCAUAGACCUGUACCGAUAUGUUGAUGUCUCUGGUAGAACAGAGCAGUUUGGAAAAUUUAGUGUGAUCAAUUAUGACUUAAAUCAGGUCAUAACUACUACAGUGAUGAAGCACACCAAAAUUUUCAGUGCCAAUGGCCAAGUUAUUGAAGUCCAAUAUGAAAUCCUAAAGGCAAUUGCCUACUGGAUGACUAUUCAAUAUGAUAAUAUGGGCCGAAUGGUAAUAUGUGAUAUAAGAGUAGGAGUAGAUGCCAAUAUAACAAGAUAUUUCUAUGAAUACGAUGCUGAUGGACAACUUCAAACUGUUUCUGUAAAUGAUAAAACCCAGUGGCGUUAUAGUUAUGAUCUGAAUGGCAACAUCAACCUUUUAAGCCAUGGGAAUAGUGCUCGUCUUACUCCUCUCCGAUAUGACCUCCGGGAUCGCAUCACCAGACUAGGAGAAAUUCAGUAUAAAAUGGAUGAAGAUGGCUUUCUGAGGCAGAGGGGAAAUGAUAUCUUUGAAUAUAAUUCUAACGGUCUGCUGCAGAAAGCCUACAAUAAGGCUUCUGGCUGGAGUGUGCAGUAUUACUAUGACGGGCUUGGACGACGUGUUGCCAGUAAGUCCAGCCUAGGACAGCACCUCCAGUUCUUCUAUGCGGACCUUGCCAACCCCAUAAGAGUUACUCAUUUGUACAACCACACAAGCUCAGAGAUUACAUCCCUGUAUUAUGAUCUCCAAGGUCACCUUAUUGCCAUGGAGCUAAGCAGUGGUGAAGAAUAUUAUGUAGCCUGCGAUAAUACAGGCACCCCACUGGCUGUGUUCAGCAGUCGAGGUCAGGUGAUAAAAGAGAUAUUGUACACGCCCUAUGGAGAUAUCUAUCAUGACACUUACCCUGACUUUCAGGUCAUCAUUGGUUUUCAUGGAGGACUCUAUGAUUUCCUUACUAAAUUAGUGCACCUGGGGCAAAGGGAUUAUGAUGUUGUUGCUGGUAGAUGGACGACGCCUAAUCAUCACAUAUGGAAACAGUUGAACCUCCUUCCUAAACCAUUCAACCUCUACUCUUUUGAAAAUAACUACCCGGUUGGCAAAAUUCAAGAUGUUGCAAAGUAUACCACAGACAUUGGCAGUUGGUUGGAGCUAUUUGGUUUCCAGCUACACAAUGUACUACCUGGAUUUCCCAAACCAGAGUUAGAAAAUUUGGAAUUAACUUAUGAGCUUCUACAGCUUCAGACAAAAACUCAAGAGUGGGAUCCUGGAAAGACUAUCUUGGGUAUUCAGUGUGAGCUCCAGAAACAGCUCAGGAAUUUCAUUUCCUUGGACCAACUUCCCAUGACUCCCCGAUACAAUGAUGGACGAUGCCUUGAAGGAGGGAAGCAACCAAGGUUCGCCUCUGUUCCUUCUGUUUUUGGAAAAGGUAUAAAAUUCGCCAUCAAGGAUGGCAUAGUGACAGCCGAUAUUAUAGGAGUAGCCAAUGAAGAUAGCAGGCGGCUUGCUGCCAUUCUCAAUAAUGCUCAUUACCUGGAAAACCUACAUUUUACCAUUGAUGGGAGGGACACUCACUACUUCAUUAAGCUUGGCUCUCUGGAGGAAGACCUGGUGCUCAUCGGUAACACUGGGGGGAGGCGGAUUCUAGAGAAUGGUGUCAAUGUCACUGUGUCCCAGAUGACGUCUGUGUUGAAUGGGAGGACUAGACGGUUUGCAGAUAUCCAGCUCCAGCACGGGGCUCUGUGCUUCAACAUCCGGUAUGGGACAACGGUCGAAGAGGAAAAGAAUCAUGUGUUGGAGAUUGCCAGACAGCGCGCUGUGGCCCAGGCCUGGACUAAGGAACAAAGAAGGUUGCAAGAAGGGGAAGAGGGUAUUCGGGCAUGGACAGAGGGGGAAAAGCAGCAGCUUUUGAGCACCGGGAGGGUACAAGGUUAUGAUGGGUAUUUUGUUUUGUCUGUUGAGCAGUAUUUAGAACUCUCUGACAGUGCCAACAAUAUUCACUUUAUGAGACAGAGUGAAAUAGGCAGGAGGUAACAAAAAAAAUCUCUGCCUUUGCGUCACCAA